This is a messenger RNA of Pyrus x bretschneideri (Chinese white pear), 1372 nucleotides long. Its product is annotated as protein phosphatase methylesterase 1. Gene Ontology annotation, molecular function: protein methylesterase activity. Lineage: Eukaryota; Viridiplantae; Streptophyta; Magnoliopsida; Rosales; Rosaceae. The record is from RefSeq and is a predicted model, not a curated record. Bases 81 to 1139 code for a protein of 352 amino acids. The transcript is spliced from 13 exons. Gene Ontology annotation, biological process: protein demethylation.
UCGAACGGAGAGUUGGGUCUUGCCCGGUUUUCAUUUCGUCCCACACUGACACCUCACCGAUCGAAUCGAUCUUUGCAGCCAUGGAUUCUUCAAACCUCACCUCGCUUCCGGAGGACACACUCGAAGACGACCAACAACAACAACCGCCACCACAACCCCGACCUCUCUCUGCCUUUGCCGCUCGUCCCGAUCGCCCUCCCACUCAGACUAGUUCAGAAAAGUACUCAGCUUUGGAUUGGAAGGAGUAUUUCGACACAGAAGAUGAUAUCAGCAUUCCGGAUUCGCCUGAUGUUUUUCAUGUAUACACGGCAGGAACGGAGGGACCAGUUGUUUUCUGUCUGCACGGAGGUGGUUACUCAGGGCUCUCAUUUGCCUUGUCAGCAAAUAAAAUUAAGGAGAAAGCUCGGGUGGUUGCCAUGGACUUGAGAGGACAUGGAAAAUCAACUACCGAAAAUGAUACCGAUCUUUCUAUUGAGACUAUGUGCAAUGAUGUUGUAGCUGUUGUGAAAGCAAUGUAUGGAGAUUCCCCUCCUGCAAUUGUGCUUGUUGGCCACAGUAUGGGAGGGUCAGUUGCUGUGCACAUCGCUGCAAGGAAAGCAUUGUCUAGUUUGGCUGGGCUGGUUGUUGUUGAUGUUGUAGAGGGUACAGCUUUGGCUUCAUUGGUUCAUAUGCAGAAAAUCCUAUCAGGCAGGGCGCAGCAUUUUUCAAGCAUUGAAAAAGCGAUUGAAUGGAGUGUGAGGGGAGGUUCUUUAAGAAACAUUGAGUCUGCUCGGGUGUCAAUACCUUCCACAUUAAAGUAUGAUGAUUCAAAGAAAUGUUACAUAUAUAGAGCACGACUUGAAGAAACAGAACAAUAUUGGAAGAGCUGGUAUGAAGGCCUUUCAGAAAAGUUUUUGUCAUCUCCCGUUCCAAAGAUCCUGCUGUUAGCUGGAACAGACCGACUAGACAGAGCUCUGACAAUUGGCCAAAUGCAAGGGAAGUUCCAAAUGGUUGUCAUCAGACAUACCGGGCAUGCCAUACAAGAAGAUGUUCCUGAUGAAUUUGCAAUGCUAGUAACUAAUUUUAUAUCCCGUAAUCGCAUAGGCCCUCGUGGAGUUGAGAUUCCAGGACUCCGUCGGCCAUCCCAGCCCAAACCUUGAAUCAAAAGUUCCGCGAAUCAAUAGUGGCUUUCGGGUUCUAUUUGCAUUUUUCUUUUGGGGAAUGUUGUGGGAAGGCAUCUCAAUUGACAAAAAUGAUAAUCGUCACUUGAGUUACAGAUGUAUAGCAGUUAAGGAAAUGUUUGAAGUGUGGGUUUAGAAUAAAGCAAUUUUCGAGCAAAGACAUUAGAAACCGGUAACAUUCCUUCAGAAAUAAAAGUGCGAUUUCUAGCAAA